CUACAGAAAAUAUGUAGAGCUCUGCUCUUUGAGAAUCUGCUCUUUGGAGGAACUCGUCUAUCGUGUUAAAGGUUACGGGUCACGAAAAGGUCGUGUUUUGAUUUCGUAGACGAAUUAUGGCCGCACUUAGCACUAGUUGGAUAAGGUAUAGGAAUUUUCCUCGACUCGCGUCUCAGUUUUACCGCGUCCUGAAGAAUGCUGGGCCGCAGAUGUCGGCCACGUCGGUGCGGCGACUACACCAGAGUCCACGCUCAUGGGUCGUGGAGAAGGGUGCGUGGGGCAAGGCUCGUCUGUCAGAGACUCACCACCUGAAUCACCAACUGACAGAACUGGACAAGGCAGAUGCUCUGAUGCUACGGAAAUCUCAUGAAACAGGUUUCCUCUCCUGGUUCCGGAAUGGUCUGUUGGCCACAGGAAUUGGCGUCAUCGCCUUUGUGCAGAGUGAUGUGGGACGUGAGGCUGCCUAUGCCUUCUUCAUCCUGGGUGGCGUGUGUGUGUCCUUCGGCGGCGCGUCCUACGUGGGCAGCCUGCUGACGCUGCGGCGCUUCAUGCUGCUGUCGCUGCCCGCGGCUCUGCUGCAGACGGCCGUGGUGUCCAGCGCUGCGCUCUUCUGGCUCUGCGCCGUCUCCCUGUACGUGGGCCGCCUGGAGGUGGAGAUCAUCCACGAGGACGACGACGACGACCACGACGACCACGACGACCACGACCACAGAGGAGGCAGGAGGAGAGGCGAGGAGGACGAGGGGGAGAGGGGGGAGUGCGCCGACUGCAAGGCCCGCCGCGAUAGACGUCAAGACAAGUAAAGAGAGAGAAAGAGAGAGAGAGAGAGGAUUAGUAGAGGAGGGGGUAGGGGGCCUUGCUUAGUGAGUGGUCCUCUAAUGUGAGAGGGGAAGAGUUUAUUUUUGAGAGGUUUUGACUAUACGUCCUUUUCUGUAGGAGAAUCAGACAGUGAGUGUAUGUGGAUCCUGAGAUCCAAUGCUGUGGCAAUAUAAUCAUGUGUGUGCGUUUGAGCGUUAGAGAAAGAGGGAGAGAGUGUGUGUGUGUGUGUGUGUGUGUGUGUGUGUGUGUGUGUGUGUGUG
Alosa sapidissima (American shad) is the source of this 1079-nucleotide messenger RNA. It is a transcript of the gene tmem160, whose product is annotated as transmembrane protein 160. The transcript is spliced from 4 exons. NCBI's taxonomy places the organism in Eukaryota, Metazoa, Chordata, Actinopteri, Clupeiformes, Clupeidae. The record is from RefSeq and is a predicted model, not a curated record. The coding region runs from base 117 to 803 and encodes 228 amino acids.